Messenger RNA from Pyrus x bretschneideri (Chinese white pear), 2084 nucleotides. RefSeq names its product CLP protease regulatory subunit CLPX1, mitochondrial. Bases 214 to 1980 code for a protein of 588 amino acids. The transcript is spliced from 15 exons. Gene Ontology annotation, biological process: protein folding; protein catabolic process; proteolysis. NCBI's taxonomy places the organism in Eukaryota, Viridiplantae, Streptophyta, Magnoliopsida, Rosales, Rosaceae. Gene Ontology annotation, molecular function: ATP-dependent protein folding chaperone; ATP binding; ATP hydrolysis activity. The record is from RefSeq and is a predicted model, not a curated record. Gene Ontology annotation, cellular component: mitochondrial matrix.
CCAAAUUUCAAUUUCCAACUCCACCAUCAAAAUUCAACCACCAUACACACACUUCCCAAAAUCUUAGAUAAACCCAGUUGAAUUCAACCCCAAAUUUCCCAAACCCCUCUCCAAGUUUUCAUUUUUUCACCCAAAAAUCCAUGUUUCGAUCCUAAUUUUCCCUCGUUUUCCUUCGUUUUCCUUCAUUUUCCCGGAAAAUUCCUUACGCCCCCAAUGGCCGCGGCGCUCAGAUCCAAGCCCUCCAGAGACACGGCGUCGUCCGCCGUCUCCCAAUUCAGGUACUUUGUCUUGAACUACAUGCACGCCAGCAGGGUGGCCAGCUCUCACUAUGCCCACCGCACCAAAAGCGAGGACUUGUUCAUGAACACUCCCUACCACUUCACUUCCUUCAACCCGGUGUUGCUCGGCGGCAAAUUUGUUGGAAAGGGUUCGCAGAUUUUCAAUCACCCGCGAGCUUCCCAGAGAGUUAGCAAGAAUAGUGAUAAGAAUUGGGGACGGAAAUUGAGCAGCAGCAGGUGUAACACUGUUGUGUCGUCUCAGGGGGACCCGCCGGAGGUGUGGUCCGGUGAUGGAAUUGUGGUUCGGACUGCUCCCGGCUCGAAUUUGGUUCGUGGAGGAGGCGGUGGAGGCGGUCCGAGCCCUGGCUCGGGAGGUGGUUUCGAUUCGAAUUCGAAGGAUGAUAAUUGGGGUGGUUCCAAUUUGGGGAAUAAUUUUCCUACUCCGAAGGAAAUUUGUCAGGGGCUUGACAAGUUUGUAAUUGGGCAAGAGAAGGCCAAGAAGGUGCUAUCUGUUGCUGUUUACAAUCACUAUAAGAGGAUAUAUCAUGAGUCCCUGCAGAAGUGGUCCACAGGAGAUUCAAGUAACGGGAAAGUAGAUGCAACGGAUGACGAUAGAGUGGAGCUUGAAAAAAGUAACAUUCUUUUAAUGGGGCCAACAGGCUCAGGGAAGACACUACUCGCCAAAACCUUGGCACGGUUUGUGAAUGUUCCAUUUGUUAUUGCAGAUGCAACAACAUUAACUCAAGCAGGAUAUGUAGGGGAAGAUGUGGAGUCAAUUUUAUACAAACUCCUUACGGUUGCCGAUUAUAAUGUAACAGCUGCACAGCAGGGAAUUGUUUAUAUUGAUGAAGUUGACAAGAUUACCAAAAAGGCUGAGAGCCUAAAUAUUAGUAGGGAUGUAUCUGGAGAGGGAGUUCAACAGGCUUUACUUAAGAUGCUGGAAGGGACCGUUGUCAAUGUUCCUGAGAAGGGAGCUCGAAAGCACCCUAGAGGUGAAAACAUUCAGAUUGACACAAAGGAUAUUCUCUUCAUAUGUGGUGGUGCCUUUAUUGACUUAGAGAAGACAAUCUCAGAAAGACGCCAAGAUUCUUCUAUUGGGUUUGGUGCCCCCGUUAGGGCAAAUAUGAGGACUGGCGGUGUUACAGAUGCUGCUGUUACAUCAUCCUUAUUGGAGAUUGUUGAAAGUAGUGAUCUUAUACGAUAUGGGUUGAUACCAGAAUUUGUUGGCCGGUUUCCCAUCCUUGUCAGCUUGUCAGCACUAACCGAAAAUCAAUUGGUUGAGGUCUUGACAGAACCAAAAAAUGCCCUCGGGAAGCAAUACAAGAAGAUGUUCCGAAUGAAUGGAGUCAAACUGCAUUUCACAGAAAGUGCAUUGAGAUUAAUUGCUACAAGGGCAAUAUCAAAAAACACUGGGGCUCGUGGCUUACGAGCAAUUUUAGAAAAUAUAUUGAUGGACGCCAUGUAUGAGAUACCUGAAGUUAGAACAGGCGAUGACAUAAUAGACGCAGUUGUAAUUGAUGAAGAAGCCGUUGGAUUGGACGGCAAGGGUUGUGGAGCUAAAAUCCUUUAUGGCAAGGGUGCAUUGGAUCGCUAUCAUUCGCAGAAUAAGGCGAAGGAUGCAGAGCAGAUUGCAACACCGGAGGGCACCGAUGGAGAGCCGGAGGCGGAAACAGAGCUUUCUUCCGUUGUUGCUAGCAUGUAAACUUGGCUUUUGUUGGACCUUAUUUGUAUCCCUAAAUCCCAAUCUUGUACAUAAUAAACAUUAAUUUAAUAAAUCAGAUAAGCGUCAUGUAUAAUUUUUUUUAA